AAUAGUAUUUAUAUCUCCAAAAUUUUAAUUUAAUUUAUCGAGGCCAAAAUUUUUCGGAUUUAGAAAGCACGAUGUAAACAUUGGGGUUCAGGUGUGGUGGGAAGCCUCGCCCUCGGCCAAGACUAUUCAAUAUUACUGUCAUAUAUAAGGGAGUUUUGACAAGUUUGGCUACGUUACGACGCCUUUUGUAUAGUGCUUGAGCUGAUAUAACAUGGCAAAGCGACCAAAAGUUGUUUUGGAUGAACCUUCUGGGACCAUAUGGCCAGAAAACUUCAAUUUAUUAUCACAGAAGACUUCUUCAAAACUCUUACCUGUGCUGGAGGUAAUUGGAACGGGUAGCCCGCAGUCUGCAGUCCUGAGCUGCCAUUGCUCCUACUUGGCCAUCGUCACACGGGGUGAAGAUGCUUCAAUCCUACUCUUCAUUGUCAGUAUGACUGAAAAAAAAUUCUAUCUGCUGAAAAAAAUAAAUGCGCUGUGCACAGCUUUGACAUUUCACCCAUACCAGGAGAACACCCUCAUUCUUGCUUCAGCCUCCUGUAAAGUGUAUAGGAUUAAUGUAGAUGAUGGUUCUGUGAUACCAAUGGAAGGGCAUACGUCACCUGCUGAAGCAAUCCAGUUAGGGGCACGCUCCCCACUAGUCAUAACCCAUAAUGCCCAUGAAGUAUUACUCUGGUCGUGGCCAUCAGUAUCCCUCACCAGUAGGAUGCGACACGAUGAGACCGUGACAGUUGUCUGGGCUGGCCAUGUGUGGCAGAGAGAUGAGCUGGUGGUGAGCUUCAUCAAUGGCAGUGUUCUCAUCUGGGUGUCGCACACACGAAACAUUCAGGUCCACAUUGAGCCGCCCAAGGGUUUAGAUUUUGAUUUUAAAGCAUUUGUCCUAUCCAGGGGAGGUGAAUGGCUGGUGGGAGGGGGCAAGAGUCACCUCCUAGUUACAUACUCUCUCAUCAGCCGGAGUGUUGCACAGGUGGUCCAGCUGCCAGCAUCGUGCUCAGAUGUCUACCAGCCAGUCUUCCUCCCUUCAGUCCAUCCAAACUAUUCCCAGGUCUUGGCCCUGCUAAACUCUACUGGUGUGUUAAACAUCAUUGAUUUCACAACUGCCACAAAGCUCAAAACUAUAAGGUCCCAGAGAUUUAAUAUUGAUAUGGUGAAUGUGAGCGAUGAUGGCAACUUCUUGGCUGUGACUUUUGCCAAUUGUAUUACAAAAAUUUAUGCAGUAAGAGCACUUUUUCCUGAAGAUCCCAAAAAUGUUUCAAUCCCUCAAAUAACAAAAGAAGAGGUAGCAUUCAAAAUUGUAGAAAAAAGAGAAAAGGAGGAGCGUGAAGAAGAAAUCAGAAGACGCGACAGAAGGAAAAAGACAAUGGAAUUACAGGAACUACUUGACAAAAAUAAAUGGUACAAGAUUCUCCAGGAGUUCAACAGUUACCCAGAGAAGUAUAGACACUUGAUAUGGUUAUCUAUGCUCGAAGUUCCCCGCAACUACUCGGUAUUCAGCUCGCUGCUAGACAAAGGAACCCACACGUCAUUUGAAGGGCUCCAGGAGGUCCUACAACUGUCUGAUGGAACACUGUUGCGAACACUUCAAGGAACAUUGUCUUGCCUGGCACACUGGGCACCGUUCCUAUCCAGUGUGGAAUACCUCCCCGAGUUUGUGUUUCCAUUCGUCAAGAUGUUUCACAGUAACCGCCUGCUCUGUUUUGAGGUGACAGUUACAAUUAUUAUGAAUUGGUGUAAUUUAUGGUUUGAAUUCUGGCCAAAACCUGGGAUAACAGUUCUCAAUGUGGUUGAGCAAAUUGUGUGUGAGGUAGAUCCCACAUUGCUUGCUCAUCUUACGAUGCUUAAAGUCACAGCUGAAGACUAUGCUUGGUCUUUGCUUACCACUGCAUUUUCUAAAGUUUUGUCAACGAGUGACUGGUUAGUGUUAUGGGACCACAUUCUAUCAAACCAGCUCUCCUUCCUGCCAUGCGUCACAGCAGCAUUCACAUUAAGAUCCCGGAAAACGCUCUUCACUUGCAGUGAUGCUAAUGAAGUCAAGAUGUAUUAUUGCCAAGAGUCAUGGGUGCCCAUAAAACAAGUGCUAGACAAAGCCUAUGUCUUACAUAGCAAACUGAGUGAAGCAUCUCUUCCCAAGAAUAUUUUUGGAACCUUCACUCCAGUGCCCCGGAAUGGUCUACCUCUCUUCAGUAUUGGACCCAGAGAUGCCCGUCAUGAGGAGAUUGAGAAUAUGGAAAGAGAGUUUAGCCAGCUGCACUUGCGCACGCAGCAUCCAAGCCAAAGGGGUUCAGCUCCAGGUGCUGUACAUCAAGAAAAAGAAGAAGAUAUGGUAUAUAUGGUUGGUCGAGAUGAACUUCAAAAACAAGAAGAUGAAUGUCUUGACAGCAUCUUAAAGCUUCGUAAGAGACAUCUUGCAAGUACUCUUCCUGAGAAAGCAAACUCCAGUAAUUCCAGGACUAGAUCAUCGUCUCAUAAGAAACAAGCUUAGAAAGUGUCUUAUGUUUAUUUGGCUAACUGGGAGGGGCUUUCUCAGUAGCUCCACGAGCUAAGCACUGGUCCAGUCAUGCCUUAGGGAGAUGCACAAGGCCUUUGAGACCCACCCUUGCCUAACAGGAGCCAGAACCAAAACCCAGCUCUGUGGCACUUAACUCAGGGCGCUAAUGAGGCUCACUAGAAAAGGACUUUUCAUUACACUCAGUGGUAUAAUUUUCUCUGAGUUGAUACUUCUGAAUUUGGGAAAUGUGUUAGUGACAAUGAAUGUAUACAGUGUGUGUGUGUAAUUACUUAAGUAUAGCUACAGGAUGAGAGCUACGCUUGUAGCCUCUCGUCUUCCCAGUACUCUUUGUUGUAUAACACUUUGAACCACUAAGGGUUUUGGCCUCAGCCACCAUCUCACUUAACUUGUUCCAACUGUCUACCACUCUGUUUGCAAAAGAAAGCUUUCCAAUAUUUUUUGGGGCACCUUUGUUUCCUUAGCUUGAAUCUGUGUCCUCAUGUUCAUGAAGUUGCUGGUUU
This is a messenger RNA of Procambarus clarkii (red swamp crayfish), 3006 nucleotides long. Its product is annotated as TBC1 domain family member 31. The record is from RefSeq and is a predicted model, not a curated record. Gene Ontology annotation, molecular function: protein binding. NCBI's taxonomy places the organism in Eukaryota, Metazoa, Arthropoda, Malacostraca, Decapoda, Cambaridae. Gene Ontology annotation, cellular component: centrosome.